Candida dubliniensis CD36 is the source of this 453-nucleotide messenger RNA. Its product is annotated as guanine nucleotide exchange factor. Gene Ontology annotation, cellular component: membrane; cytosol. Gene Ontology annotation, biological process: small GTPase-mediated signal transduction; post-Golgi vesicle-mediated transport. The transcript has a single exon. The record is from RefSeq and is a predicted model, not a curated record. NCBI's taxonomy places the organism in Eukaryota, Fungi, Ascomycota, Pichiomycetes, Serinales, Debaryomycetaceae. Bases 1 to 453 code for a protein of 150 amino acids. Gene Ontology annotation, molecular function: guanyl-nucleotide exchange factor activity; zinc ion binding.
AUGGCAUCAACAACAAUCGAACAUCUCGAUAUUGAAAAGCUAUUAUCAGAGAAUAAACCUGUCAUUUUAAGGUGUCCCUUUAAAGAAUGUAAUACUAGAAUAAUUACUUAUUCCAACAAAUUGAUUCAUUUGCAAAUACACAAUGCCCCCAAUGCCAUAAAGGCCGUACCUCAUAACUCACCAGAAUUGUCCAAUAAAACAAUUGAUUUUUAUCAGAUAAACGAUGUCUGGGAUUUUGAUAACAUAGGGGUCAGUAGACCAUCCAGUGAGAUAUCUCAGGACCCAAUAAUUAGCCAUGAUAACGAGUCGACAAUACAUAUUGAAAGAUUGAUUGUCUGUAGUGAAUGUGAUCGAGGUCCAUUAGGGUUUGCUGGGAUACCCAACGGAGAAGAGACAGAUCAUAAAAAUCUAGUUUAUUUCCUAAGUCGUGACAGUGUUGCUUAUGAAUACUGA